AUGGCUAGUUUUAACUGGACGGAAAUAAGUGAUACGUGCCCGGAGUUCACUCUGAGCUCCUCGGAUUUCCUAUUAGCACUUGUUGCACUCGUCGGAUUUGUAAUGAAUUUUAAAUUACAACGUCGAUUCUUCAAACAACUAAAGGGGUCUGUGUUCCUCAUUAACCUGGCUGCUUGUGACACCGGAAUAUGUUUCAUUUAUAUUUGGAAAUACUUUCUUCCAAGUAUCGUCAUGUACCUGCAAAGUGACGUAGGACUAUUCUCAUCCCGGGAGAACUACAAUUCUCAGAUUCAGAUUCUCGGAGAAAUGCGUAUCACAUUCAGUUUCCAAGCAGAAGUUUUCAAUGCUUUCUACGAUACCGCUAUGAAUCUACUCAUUUUGUAUAUCGUCAUUGAAAAAUUAUUGUGGACCUGUCGACCAAGAACUCGACGAUUUUGGAGAUUAUUCACAUCCGCCGACUAUAAAUUCUACCUUGCCGUAGGUACUGUAUGCUUAUCUCUAAUUGCUGCAGUGUUUGUUGCAUGGAGAUUAGGCUCAUUUUCUGAAAGCCCAUUCUGCGAUCUUCAAUUGUCUUUGGUCAAAUUCGAGAAUCCAUAUCUGCAAUUUCUGCAAUCUAAUUUCCUUCGAACAAUUUACACCUCUGCAAGUCUUCUCACAAUCACUUUCGUAGGUAUCGCGUUAUGCAGAGUUUCAAAAGUUGGAGAAGGGGAGAAUCCGAUGGCUGAGGAAGACAUUUCUUUAUCGGCAUAUUUUGAGUUAACCGUCGAGUACACUAAACGAUCCAUUCACUGCAUGCUAUUUGUUGCCAUGACCUUCUUUGCCCGUGACAUGUUCUGGUAUUUCGUCUUUAAUCCAUCCAGUGAAGAACGUCAUAAAGAAUCAAUGCACUCUAGAAUUCUGAGAAAUUGGACACUCGACUUCAUGAAUGUGAUUCUCUCUGGAUCUCGGAUGGUUUUCUACUACUUGUUCUGUGGGAAAAGGAUGGUUUUGGAGUUUCAGCCAAAUGGAGUACGCAAUGAUUUCUUCUUGGAACUAUGA
This is a messenger RNA of Caenorhabditis remanei, 1038 nucleotides long. RefSeq lists its product as uncharacterized. The transcript is spliced from 6 exons. The coding region runs from base 1 to 1038 and encodes 345 amino acids. Lineage: Eukaryota; Metazoa; Nematoda; Chromadorea; Rhabditida; Rhabditidae. The record is from RefSeq and is a predicted model, not a curated record.